Crotalus tigris (Tiger rattlesnake) is the source of this 3427-nucleotide messenger RNA. Its product is annotated as sodium/potassium-transporting ATPase subunit alpha-2-like. The record is from RefSeq and is a predicted model, not a curated record. Gene Ontology annotation, biological process: proton transmembrane transport; intracellular sodium ion homeostasis; intracellular potassium ion homeostasis. Bases 242 to 3271 code for a protein of 1009 amino acids. The transcript has a single exon. NCBI's taxonomy places the organism in Eukaryota, Metazoa, Chordata, Lepidosauria, Squamata, Viperidae. Gene Ontology annotation, molecular function: ATP hydrolysis activity; P-type sodium:potassium-exchanging transporter activity; ATP binding. Gene Ontology annotation, cellular component: membrane.
UGGAUUUGUCCUUUGUGGCUACUGAUGGAGCUGAGAUCUUGGGAUGUUAAACUUUGGAGGGUUUGCUAAAGACGUUGCCUCUUUUGGAUUUUUGUUGGGGAACCUUGAUUUCCCAAUCUUUAAUUCUUCUGCUUCCUCUUUUGGAGAGAAGUUCCUCCUUCUCUCCUUCUGCCACUUCCUUCCCCCAGUAACUGCACUGUACUUCUCUGAAGAGGAACGUUAAGAGGAUCCGGCCUUCACCAUGAAUAAGAAGGAAUCCCGCGUCAAGAAGAAAAAAUCCAAGGUGAAGGAAGAACUGGAGGAGCUGAAGAAAGAAGUGCACCUUGAUGAUCACAAAUUGUCUCUUGAGGAACUCAGCCGUAAGUACCAGGUGGAUCUCUCCAAAGGAUUGACCAGGGCGCAGGCCGCCCAGAAUUUGGAAAAAUACGGCCCAAAUGCGCUCACUCCCCCACGAACCACGCCGAAGUGGAUCAAAUUUUGCAAGCAACUUUUCGGCGGAUUCUCCAUCCUGCUCUGGAUCGGCGCCAUUCUUUGCUUCCUGGCCUACUGGGUGCAAACCAUGAUGGGUAAAAAAGCACAUAAGGACAACCUGUAUCUGGGUGCCGUGCUAGCCGGCGUGGUUAUCGUGACUGGAUGUUUCUCCUACUUUCAGGAAGCCAAAAGCUCCAAAAUCAUGGAAUCCUUCAAGAACAUGGUUCCCCAGCAAGCGCUGGUGAUCCGGGAGGGUGAAAAACUGCUGAUCAACGCUGAGAUGGUAGUCUUGGGAGAUCUGGUGGAGGUCAAAGGGGGCGAUCGCAUUCCCGCGGAUUUAAGGAUCAUCUCUGCCAUGGGUUGCAAAGUUGACAACUCCUCUCUGACCGGGGAGUCAGAGCCACAAAGCCGUGCAGCUGAGUGUACCAACGACAACCCGCUGGAAACCCGGAACAUUGGUUUCUUCUCCACGAAUUGUGUUGAAGGCACAGCUCGGGGCAUCGUCAUCUUGACAGGGGACCACACCGUGAUGGGUCGCAUUGCCUCAUUGGCUUCCGGCUUGACUGAGCGCCGUACACCAAUUGCCAAUGAAAUAGCACAUUUUAUCCACAUCAUCACCGGAGUCGCCGUCUUCCUAGGAGUGACGUUCUUCAUCCUGGCCAUGAUUCUUGGCUACGAAUGGCUGGAGGCUGUGAUUUUCCUGAUCGGCAUCAUUGUGGCGAACGUACCUGAAGGUCUGCUAGCCACCGUCACUGUCUGCUUGACCCUUACUGCCCACCGGAUGGCGUACAAGAACUGCCUGGUGAAAAACCUAGAAGCCGUGGAGACCCUGGGGUCCACCUCAACAAUCUGCUCGGAUAAGACGGGAACGCUCACCCAGAACCGCAUGACUGUCGCCCACAUGUGGUUUGACGGUGAGACCUACGAAGCCAACACCACCGAGAUUCACGCCGGGACCAUCUUUAACACGCGCUCGCCCACGUGGCUAGCACUGGCCCACAUUGCAGGUCUGUGCAACAGAGCAGACUUCAAAGCAGACCAGGAGAACAUUCCCAUUGCUAAGAAGGGGACGACUGGAGACGCCUCCGAGUCGGCCCUCCUUAAAUGUAUUGAGCUGUCCUGGGGGUCUGUCAGAGAUAUGCGGGAGAGGAAUCCCAAAGUCGCUGAGAUCCCCUUCAAUUCCACCAACAAAUACCAGCUCUCCAUCCACGAAGCUGCCGACAAGUCCAAAGGUCACCUCCUGGUGAUGAAGGGAGCUCCGGAGCGGAUCUUGGAAUGUUGCUCCACCAUCCUGUUGCAAGGAAAAGAGGUGACUCUGGAGAAGAAGAUGCAGGAAGAUUUUCUGAACACCUACAAUUAUUUGGGGGGGUUAGGCGAGAGAGUCCUUGGCUUCUGCCACUUGUACCUCCCCGACAAACAGUUUCCACGCGGCUUUAAGUUCGACGUGGAGAAACCUAACUUUCCCACCACCAAGCUCUGCUUCGUGGGGCUCAUCUCCAUGAUUGACCCACCUCGUGCGGCUGUGCCAGAUGCCGUCGGUAAGUGCCGCAGUGCUGGGAUUAAAGUGAUCAUGGUAACGGGUGACCACCCGAUCACAGCCAAAGCUAUCGCCAAGGGGGUAGGGAUCAUUUCUGAAGGCAGCGAGACGGUUGAGGACAUUGCAGAUCGCCUGAAGAUCCCGGUCAGCCAAGUCGAUCCCCGGGAAGCCGAGGCGUGUGUCGUUCAUGGUUCCGAACUUAAGGAUAUGACUUCCCAGCAGCUGGACAAAAUCCUCUCGAGUCAUUCGGAGAUUGUCUUUGCUCGCACGUCUCCGCAGCAGAAGCUGAUCAUCGUGGAAGGGUGUCAGAGGCAGGGGGCCAUCGUAGCUGUGACCGGAGAUGGGGUGAACGACUCCCCAGCCCUCAAGAAAGCUGACAUUGGCAUUGCCAUGGGCAUCACAGGCUCCGAUGUUUCCAAGCAAGCUGCUGACAUGAUCCUCCUCGACGACAACUUCGCCUCCAUCGUGACCGGCGUGGAGGAAGGCCGCCUGAUCUUCGACAACCUGAAAAAGUCCAUCGCGUACACCUUGACCAGCAACAUCCCAGAGAUCUCACCUUUCCUUGUGUACAUCGUCUUCAACAUCCCCUUACCCCUGGGCACCAUCACCAUCUUGUGUAUUGACCUGGGCACCGACAUGGUGCCCGCCAUCUCCCUGGCCUACGAGAAAGCCGAGAGCGACAUUAUGAAGAGGAAGCCGCGGAACGCCAAGACGGACAAGCUGGUGAACGAGCGCCUGAUCAGCAUGGCGUACGGACAGAUCGGCAUGAUGCAAGUUCUGGCCGGCUUCUUCACCUACUUCGUGAUCAUGGCCGAGAACGGGUUCCUCCCGUAUACCUUGCUGGGGAUCCGCCUGCAAUGGGACGACCACAACUUGAAUGACUUGGAGGACAGCUACGGCCAGGAGUGGACGUACAAGCAGCGCAAAGUGGUGGAGUACACCUGUCACACGGCCUUCUUCAUCAGUAUCGUGAUUGUGCAGUGGGCCGACCUCAUCAUCUGCAAGACCAGGAAGCUGUCCUUCUUCCAGCAAGGCAUGAGGAACAAGAUCAUGGUCUUCGGCCUGCUUGAAGAGACCGCCUUGGCGGCGUUCCUCUCCUACUGCCCGGGACUGGAAGUGGCUCUACGUAUGUAUCCGCUUCGAGUGACGUGGUGGCUGUGCGCGCUCCCGUUCUCGGUGUUCAUCUUUGUCUACGACGAAAUCCGCAAGCUGCUUCUGCGCCAUCACCCAGGGGGCUGGGUUGAACGGGAAACUUACUACUGAGCUGGCCACCCCAAUUACGCGUCUCUCCUGGGAUCAAAUCUUCCUGAGCAGUUUUUUGCAGAUUACUCUGGCUUGGGUGCCAGUUGCCCCAAAUAUUGGUUUAAAAUCGAAGGGUGAUCUCUACAUCUUGAAACGAAUGGGCAGCCAAUAAUAAAA